AUGAGGCCCGUUCUCUUGCAAGGCCACGAGCGGUCAAUCAACCAGAUCAAGUACAACAAAGACGGCGAUCUUCUAUUUUCGGUAGCCAAGGACAAAGUCAUCUGCGCGUGGUACACCAGCAAUGGAGAAAGAUUAGGAACGUACAAUGGCCAUCAGGGUGCAAUUUGGACCGUCGAUGUGUCUCCGGACACGACUCUCUUAGCCUCCGGGGCGGCAGACAACACGAUAAAGUUGUGGAAUGUUAAGACGGGCGAAUGCGUCAAGACUUGGGAGUUCCCCACUGCGGUCAAGCGAGUCGAGUUCAGCGAAGAUGGGAAACAACUGCUUGGUGUGACGGAAAAACGAAUGGGCUAUCUCGGAACCAUUGUCGUGUAUGAUGUUCGUUACGGAGAGGACCUCACAGACCAGACCGACGAACACAGCCUCAAGAUUACCUGCGAAGAUGCCAAAGCUACGGUCGCCGGCUGGAGUUAUCUGGACAAAUAUAUCAUUUCUUGCCACGAAGAUGGCACUGUGCAACAGUGGGAUGCGAAGACUGGCGAGAAUUUGCGGGUUGUCGAGGCACACGAAUAUGACACAACCAUCAACGACAUUCAAUUUGCCCCGGACAGGACCUACUUCAUCACGGCUGGAAAAGACAAGACCGCAAAGCUUAUGGCGUCCCGGGACUUGAGCAUCCUGAAGACGUACACGGCGGAUACGCCGCUCAAUACUGCUGCCAUUACGCCCAAGAAAGACUUCGUUAUAUUGGGUGGUGGCCAGGCUGCAAUGGACGUGACUACGACGGACGCCCGCCAGGGUAAAUUCGAGGCUAGAUUCUACCACAAAAUCUUUGAGGACGAAAUCGGCCGUAUCAGGGGACACUUUGGACCUCUCAACAGCAUUGCUGUGCACCCACAAGGGAUCGGUUACGCCAGUGGUGGUGAAGACGGCUAUGUGAGAAUGCACACCUUCGACAAGCCGUAUUUCGACUUCAUGUACGAAGUCGAAAGAGAAGCCGCUCGGAAAUGA
This is a messenger RNA of Exophiala dermatitidis NIH/UT8656, 1011 nucleotides long. Its product is annotated as eukaryotic translation initiation factor 3 subunit I. Bases 1 to 1011 code for a protein of 336 amino acids. Gene Ontology annotation, biological process: cytoplasmic translational initiation. NCBI's taxonomy places the organism in Eukaryota, Fungi, Ascomycota, Eurotiomycetes, Chaetothyriales, Herpotrichiellaceae. The record is from RefSeq and is a predicted model, not a curated record. The transcript is spliced from 4 exons. Gene Ontology annotation, cellular component: eukaryotic translation initiation factor 3 complex, eIF3m; cytoplasm. Gene Ontology annotation, molecular function: protein binding; RNA binding; translation initiation factor activity.